UUUACAAACCAACCAUUCGUGUGAUGGCGAUUCCUCUACCUUUCCAAUCCCUAGACAUCGUCUUUGUUCGGUUAAAGCUUGUUGUUUUACUUCAUUCUGACUUGGAACAAUUGAAGAGAUCUAAGCUCUACUGUCUUCAUCUUCAUCUUCUUCUUCCUCUGCUCUUGUCUUUGCUGGUUUUGUCUCCUUCCAUCUCCUUUGCUGCUACAAACCCUGAUGAUGUUGCUGCAGUGAACGGCUUAUUCGCUGCGCUUGGUUCACCUGGCCUCUCUCGUUGGGUUGCUGCUGCUGGAGACCCAUGUGGUGCUUGGCAGGGCAUUCUCUGCAAUGGCUCUGAUAUUAUAAGCAUAACUCUAAAUGACGCCAAUUUGGAGGGGAGCUUGGUGGAAACCAACUUAGAUAGGCUCCAUUCUAUCAGGACAAUAGACUUCACCAACAAUCAUAUAGGAGGAAGCAUACCUUCUAGUUUGCCGGUUACAUUACAGCAAUUUUCUCUUGCAUCUAAUCAGUUCACUGGAACCAUCCCUGAAUCUCUAGGAACACUGAGUUCUCUGACUGACAUGUUUUUGAAUAAUAACAGUCUCUCAGGAGAGCUACCUGAUGUGUUCCAAAACUUUGCUAGCCUGAUUAAUCUAGAUAUAUCAGCUAACAAUCUAAGCGGCAUGUUGCCUCCUUCAAUGGGGAGUUUGUUAGCUCUUACAACAUUACAUGUUCAGAACAAUCAGCUGUCAGGAACUCUAGACGUUCUUCAAGACCUUCCUCUUAAUGACUUAAACGUAGAGAAUAAUCUCUUCUCUGGAGCCAUACCAGAGAAACUACUAAACAUUCAGACAUUCCUGAAGGAAGGAAACAUGUUCAAUUCAACCACAGUUGUUGCACCAUCAUUGUCUCCCUCUGUGUCUCCAACAAAACCUACUCCUAGGCGACCUUUUUUUGGAGUUCCACCACCUCCUCCACCUGGGAGGAACCGAGGGAAAGCUCCUGAUGGACCUCCUGCUCCUGAUGGUUCUAGCUCUUCACAUACUAAACGGAUAGUCCUCAUAGCACUCGGUGGCGUCAUCCUCUUCAUCAUCCUUGUUCUGGCCUUACUCUUGCUCUUGCCAAAAUGUGCAAGACGAAGAAGGCAAGAAGAUUCUAUUAGAGUCUCUAAACGGCAUCAAGUUGGUGCUGACAGAGGAAACAGAGAGAGUCCUCUGGAGAACAUGCCUCCUGUGCUGCCACCACCUGUUCGGUCUGAGAAAGUACCCUUCACGAAAGCUGGACAAGAACCAAAGGUUUUUCAUGACCUUGAGCGGUUGCAAAGACCUCUUCCUCCUCCUCCACAGCCUAUAGCAAGACAAGAGAGUCAAGAUAUUGACUUUUCAAUGUUGAUGCCUCCACCACCUCCUCCUCCACCUCCACCACCACCUCCUCCGUUGGCUGAGAAGGUCACAGUUAUGCCCAUUAAGUCUCCAGAGAGACCCUUCAAGAAGCCUUCCCCUAAAACACGCUUACCUGUAACUUCCGUGAAGCACUAUUCAAUUGCAUCUCUUCAACAAUACACAGAAAGCUUCUCUCAGGAGAAUCUCCUUGGCUCAGGCAUGCUUGGGAGUGUUUACAGAGCUCGUCUUCCCAAUGGAAAGAUGUUGGCUGUCAAGAAGCUGGACAAGAGGGCAUCUGAACAACAACAAGAUCAUGAGUUCAUCCAACUAGUGAACGAUAUAGAUAUGAUACGCCACGCCAACAUCGUUGAACUUGUUGGCUACUGUGCUGAGCAUGAUCAAAGACUAUUGAUCUACGAGUACUGCAGUAACGGUACGUUGCAAGACGGUUUGCAUUCAGAAGAUGAGUUCAAGAAGAAACUCUCGUGGAAUACACGUAUCAGAAUGGCACUUGGAGCUGCUAGGGCCCUUGAGUACUUGCAUGAGGUUUGUGACCCACCAAUCAUACACAGAAGCUUCAAAUCAGCUAAUGUCCUAUUAGACGAUGAUCUGAGUGUUCUUGUCUCGGAUUGUGGUUUGGCACCAUUGAUAUCAUCAGGCUCUGUGAGUCAGUUGUCAGGACAGUUGCUUGCGGCUUACGGAUAUGGAGCUCCAGAGUUUGACUCAGGAGUCUAUACAUGGCAGAGUGAUGUGUACAGUUUUGGUGUUGUUAUGUUAGAACUCUUGACUGGUAGAAUGUCCUACGACAGGGACCGGACUAGAGCAGAGCAGUUCUUGGUGAGGUGGGCAAUCCCUCAGCUUCAUGAUAUUGAUGCAUUGGGCAAAAUGGUUGAUCCAUCUCUUAACAGACAGUACCCUGCAAAGUCAUUGUCACACUUUGCUGAUAUAAUCUCCCGGUGUGUUCAGUCUGAACCAGAGUUUAGACCAUUGAUGUCUGAAGUAGUGCAAGAUCUUCUAGAUAUGAUCAGAAGAGAGCGUCAUGGUUCCGGGGAGCCUAGCGUAGACUAGUGAAUUGUAAAGAAACAUUUAUCUCGAUGAUCUCUGUGAACUUGCUGAAACAAGAGAGAUGUUUAGUUCUCAGAAACAACAACAACAAAAGGGAGCAAAUACAUAAAAUGAGUCAUAAUCAUGAGGAAGCUUAUUCUGCAGCUAUAAAGAGCUGGAGCUUGCUUCAUGUAAAUUGGCUCAAGGGAAAGAUCAGUGAGCUUGCUUCCAAUCUCAGAUGAUUUGAAUGGUAGGGAGCUUGUUUUUUCUCUCUUUCUUUUGUGAAUUUCUAGAUUAUCCCUGUUUGUUGAAGACCUCCUCUAGUAUAAAUUGUGUGUUUACUUGAUUCUUUGAACCUGUGUGUACUUAAGAAAAUAUAUAAUAAUUUGCUUUGUGUUUGCGUUCU
This is a messenger RNA of Raphanus sativus (radish), 2811 nucleotides long. RefSeq names its product protein STRUBBELIG-RECEPTOR FAMILY 3. Lineage: Eukaryota; Viridiplantae; Streptophyta; Magnoliopsida; Brassicales; Brassicaceae. The record is from RefSeq and is a predicted model, not a curated record. Gene Ontology annotation, biological process: protein phosphorylation. Gene Ontology annotation, molecular function: protein binding; protein kinase activity; ATP binding.